AUGCCUGUCUCUCUUAGUGCCUGGCGUGCCAGGAUCGGCACGUACAUGCGCCGUAAGCAGAAAGUGUAUGACUACUUCUACUACCUGAGGAGGUACGUUUACGGUCUUAAAUUAAUUGAAAAGGCGAAGAAAGCAGCUGAACACUCAAAAGAAAAUGACAGAGGCAAUCGCCACAAAUCGUCUUUCAAUGGCUAUUCAUCUGGUGAAAAUGGCAAAACUGGUAACACAUGUCGACAACCUCCGCCUUCUACCGAUGUAAAACCGAAUCCCACCCAAACUGAAUCUCAAAGUGACCGUGAGGUUAAAGGUAGCAAAUUCGAAGCACGUUCUCAGACCAGUUGCGUUGUGGCCAUUCACUCUUCGUGUCACAUUAAAAGACCCGAUCAAAUCGCUCAGGAUAUGUCUUUGAGUGCUGAUGACCGUACUCUUUCAACAUGUUCAACCUCUUCAACAGAACAGGAAUCCAUUCCUGCCCCGGAGCCUACCACGCCCUGUGACUUAGACGACGAGCUGGACCUGAGAUACAUAACCAUUCGUAGCGUAUCACCUGUAAACCACUGCAAUUCGACUCAAACAAAUAAACCAGACCAUGAGCCAGACGGCACAUCGGAGGUCGCAGAACGUCAUGAAACAACAAUAUUUCUAGGCAGGAUAUCUUAUUCACUCAGUGGAGAAGUAGAUGAAAUCAAGAGGAAGUACAUUGCUGUUGAGACCAAUGUGCUCCUACUGAGGUCUGGUGACGUGGAGCCAAACCCGGGUCCAGAUACCAACCCUGGGAAUCUAACUGAGCUCGAACUCAAUCUCCUUGCUGACGGUAUGGAUCCAUCAGACUUGAGGAAAGUGGGACUAGCUUUAGGAUUCACUGAGGCUCAACUUAGUCGGUUUGAGAGAGAUAACAUUGGGAACAUAAUGCAAGCUAUCUAUAAGAUGCUUUGUGAAUGGCUGAAGACAGUACUACAAGGUGAUGCAAGGGAGAUACUAUCCAACAAGUUAAAAGACAUCAAUCUCGUACAGCUCGCCGACAAAUUACAGAAAGGCCAGGUCGGUGAUCACAUAUUAUCAAUGACAGAAGAGGAAGUCCAACGGGUCAUCCAAGAGGUCAAAGAAUAUUCUGCACUUCAUCACUGUCAGAUUCAAGCAGAUCCACUGAACAGCAGCCUUCUAUUUCAACUAGACCGGAUCUUCACCAACUUAACGCUGUUGGAAGAAGACAAAGGAACCACUCUAAAGGCACCAAUACUCUACGCAGAUCUGCUCAAGACUAAAGUCAACGGAGUCCUUCCUAAACGUUUGUUGGUUGAAGGUGAAGGUGGUGUGGGGAAGACAACUCUCUGUGCAAAGAUCGUUUGGGACUGGAUUCAUGGAGCAGGUUACCAAGAUUUCAACCUGGUACUUCUCGUCCUCCUUCGCGAAGUAAAGGAUAAUACAAUUGGAGAGAUUAUAAAGUCCUACCUUCCAGACGACAAUAUGGUUACAGUCAUGCAGCUAAACAAGUAUGUGUUUUCCCAUCAGAAAAACGUCCUUCUCGUUCUUGACGGUUUUGACGAGUUUGCUGGCGAUCUUGAUAGCUGUUACCAAAUCGCCCUUCUCAUCCUGAAUCGGCUGUUCAAGUCAGGGAAAGUACUAAUCACAUCAAGACGAUGGAGAUCAGAUGAGAUACGGAAGAAAACAGAGCUGAGAAAGCUGUAUGCUUUCAUUGCCGUGGAAGGUUUUUCUGAUGCAAAUCUCUCUUCCUACGUCACAAAGUUCUUCCAUCCAGACACAACUUCAGCUAAGGAAUUGACCCAAUUCAUAUCAAACAACGAUGUGAUCAGAGAAAACAUGGCUCCAUACCCCAUAUACACAGCUAUGCUGUGUAUCAUGUGGAAAGAAUUCGAUGGAGAACGGCGCAUAGCAAUGUCGAAAUUACAAACAUUUUCUCAGCUGAUUGAUGAGAUGGUCCAAUUCUUGGUCGACCAUUAUCUCUCAAAGCUCGGUCUGACGUCAAGAGACGAGGAAUGGCAUGUUCAGCGUGCAGAAAUUCUUCUCCAUCUAUCCAACAUCGGUUGUCUUGCCUUCCAGGGGCUCAUGGAAAGACGAUUGGUGUUCACCGAACAUGAGUUCAAGAGCUGGCCAGGAUGUGUAAACGCAGGUUGUCAAGUAGGAGUACUCACUAAACAAGCACCGAUCCUUCAGCGGAGACAACAAAGAUACAAUACACAUCCCACAGACUCAUCUGUGCAAUUUCCCCAUAAGCUGUUUCAGGAGUAUCUAUCAGGGAUGUAUCUGGCAUCUCUUCACAACUCAAACAGAAGCGAGUACGACAGGUUGAUGAAGGAUAUAGUAAGAAACGCACGUGAAUUUCGAGAGCUUCUGUACUUCACUUCUGCUCAACAGAAGGAGGUCGGAUCGGAUAUCAUAACUCGUCUAAUAGCAACAACGUCAACACGGUCAAUGGGAUAUGGGCGUACCGAUGAUGACUACAUUGUUGAUGUAGCAUAUGAGAGUCAAGACCAAACAGUGGCCAGAGCUGUGGCAGAUCAUCUAUCGACUUCAUCCAGCAACACACUUGAGAUCAGGGCAGAGAUGCAGGGCCACACGGUUUCAGGACAUAUCUUCAUCAUGAAUCAUCGUAAAGUGGUAAAUAAUUUCAACAAAAAGUACACACCCUCUUAAUUCGAAGAUAUAAUUUGUAAAAGCCUAGAUAUUAUUUUUUCUUAUUUCUUUUUUCUACCCGCAAUAUUCAAAACAAACGAGACCAAAGAGUACUGCUCCUCAAAAACAUAAAACAUUCAUAGAACAUCACUCGGUCCUAUUUCACUGUUAUUUAUUUUAUAUCUGUCAUAAAAAAUACACCCCUUGUAAAAGAAAUCAGAUGACGCAAAAAGAAUAAUGUAAUUUCAAAUAUUUGAUAAAAUUUAUUAGAUAACUAUUUAAAAACAAACAAAACGU
Lytechinus variegatus (green sea urchin) is the source of this 2931-nucleotide messenger RNA. RefSeq lists its product as uncharacterized. The transcript is spliced from 4 exons. Bases 1 to 2655 code for a protein of 884 amino acids. Gene Ontology annotation, biological process: signal transduction. The record is from RefSeq and is a predicted model, not a curated record. Lineage: Eukaryota; Metazoa; Echinodermata; Echinoidea; Temnopleuroida; Toxopneustidae. Gene Ontology annotation, molecular function: protein binding.